AUGGAUACCAGCCUGCUCUCAACCUAUUUACCAGAAGUGACUCGAAUGGCCCGAAAAUUUACACACAUUUCAACUCUCCUGCAGUACAUCAAGCUUUCCCUGAGUUGUAUGUGUGAAGCUUGGGAAGAAAUAUUGAUGCAAAUGGAUUCGCGAUUAACCAAGUUUGUGCAGGAGAAGGAUACCACCACCUCUGUGCAGGAUGAAUUUAUGGAGUUACUUUUGUGGGGCAAAGCAAGUAUUGAACUUCAGGCCCUGCUAAUGAAUCAGCUAACAGUAAAG
This is a messenger RNA of Protobothrops mucrosquamatus (brown spotted pit viper), 279 nucleotides long. RefSeq names its product anaphase-promoting complex subunit 4-like. Gene Ontology annotation, biological process: protein K11-linked ubiquitination; anaphase-promoting complex-dependent catabolic process; positive regulation of mitotic metaphase/anaphase transition. The annotation marks the transcript as partial. The transcript has 4 exons. NCBI's taxonomy places the organism in Eukaryota, Metazoa, Chordata, Lepidosauria, Squamata, Viperidae. The record is from RefSeq and is a predicted model, not a curated record. Gene Ontology annotation, cellular component: anaphase-promoting complex; nuclear periphery.